AUGUCCUACCGAGUUGAUUACUUGCCUCCGUUUGGAGUCAUCGAGGGUCGCCUGCUCACCUGCAGCUGUAUGUUCUUCACCCUGUCCAGCAGCGCGUGCAUCCACAUGUAUUUCUUGGCGCGAGAAUACAAACUGCUUGUUGUUGAAAAGGUACCCAGUAGACCCCAGCCCGCCACUAUUGAAACCAACAGCAACCCUGGCUGCGGUUCCGCUAACGGGGUCAUCAACAGCUCAAAUUUCCCUCAACCAGACUCUUCCAAGCGACGAAACUCGGGUGUUUUCUCACCUUGCAAGUUAAAUUUCUCCAAACGACCUCGCCCAGGCCGACAAGAAUAUGGUCCGUUCAACACUGCACACCCAACUUUGACUGCUGGGUGGUCCAAUGCUCCUAAUCCGGUACAAAGUCACCCUAACCACAGAGCAAUAGAGCCAAUGGCAUCAGCAGAAGAAUUAACUCCAAAAGGAAUAAUAGCGGCGGAACUCAACUCUGGAAUUUCUGCGCUCAAGCAGAUCAGCAAUGUGCUCAAGAGAAAGAAAGAUCGGAAGGAUAUGGCCAAGCUUUCAUCACCUUGUUUGAUGAACAGAUUUCAGGAGGUGUGCUUCGCGCUCUUGCAAAUGGUUGAAGAUCACAUACCAAGCACAACUCAGACGGUAGCACCUAUGUUCCGGGGUGUUGGUGAUACUUCCUCUAUGAACGGCGCCGAGGCAGCGGUCUUGGUCGGUGAAAUGGUAGAGUUUGGAUGGGGAGCGUUCAAGCGCAUGGAAGGCUUGUUGAAGGUGGCAAAGAACUCGAAGAUGUUUGUUUCGAAAUCUGACCUGUUGUCAAUGGGAUUAUGA
This is a messenger RNA of Puccinia triticina, 837 nucleotides long. RefSeq lists its product as uncharacterized. The coding region runs from base 1 to 837 and encodes 278 amino acids. Lineage: Eukaryota; Fungi; Basidiomycota; Pucciniomycetes; Pucciniales; Pucciniaceae. Gene Ontology annotation, molecular function: zinc ion binding. The record is from RefSeq and is a predicted model, not a curated record. The transcript has a single exon.